AUGUCUUCCUCAUUGACUAGUUCACAGAAAGCAAUGUCAGAGACUCCUGCCACUUCGCCAUUCCCUCUGGAGUCAUCUCCUGCACCAGAUGCUUCUCGUGUCUCGGCACCUACUGAAGAUGUCACAAUGUCUGAAUCUACCCAUGAAAAUCAAGAUCAAGAAGCAGAGGAUAACGAUGACGAUGCUAUGGCUGUUGACGAAGCUGUCAUGUCAUUGCCUCUUUCAAAAAUAAAGAAGAUUUUCAAAAUGGACCCUGAUUAUUUUUCGGCCUCGCAGGGUGCUGUUUUUGCUACUGGAGCAGCUACUGAGCUCUUUGUUCAAUACUUCAUGGAACACGCUGCCAUGAUCGCAAGAAUGGAGAAGAGGAAGAAGAUACAAUACAAGGAUUUGAGUGCUGUCGUUUCCACACAAGACGCAUUGCACUUUUUGAGUGACACAGUGCCCAAGACCCAACCUGUGGGCCAGGCAAUAAAGGAAAGAAAGAUUAAUUUGCUGGAUGAAGAUCAAAAGAAAUACGCUGACGCUGCAAACCCUGAAAACCCACAGAGUCCUCAGCAGGUUGUUGAAGAACCUGUUAAGGACCCUGUUCAUGUCUUGCCCAAGGGCCAACAAACGUUAUCAUUCGAACCAGCUAAGAAACCUACGAUAAAAAAGGCUGUUAUACACGAUUUGAUGAGUACCGAUGAUGCGGCUGGAAAUGAUGGUUGA
Messenger RNA from Candidozyma duobushaemuli, 708 nucleotides. It is a transcript of the gene HFL1, whose product is annotated as DNA polymerase epsilon noncatalytic subunit. The record is from RefSeq and is a predicted model, not a curated record. Gene Ontology annotation, cellular component: CHRAC; nucleus. The coding region runs from base 1 to 708 and encodes 235 amino acids. NCBI's taxonomy places the organism in Eukaryota, Fungi, Ascomycota, Pichiomycetes, Serinales, Metschnikowiaceae. Gene Ontology annotation, molecular function: protein heterodimerization activity. The transcript has a single exon.